Molecule: messenger RNA, 387 nt
Organism: Symbiodinium sp. CCMP2456
Lineage: Eukaryota; Dinophyceae; Suessiales; Symbiodiniaceae
Source: the annotation of a GenBank genome assembly
AUGUGGUCUCGUGGGCUGCGAGCCUGCAGUGGUGUUGCAGGUGCCUGCCUCUUCACCGUGGGAAUAUCGGAUCUGUUGGGCCACACUCCGGUGAUGCUGCGGGUUGUGGCCAUGUUUGCCGCAGCCUUCUCCAUGACCGUGAACCCCAGUGCAGGAUACUUCCCCCCAGCAGGCGCCUUCUGUGCCAUCUAUGUGGAGAAAGUCGUCACGCAUGGUCUCAGGCCAGGGCUCGGCUAUGCUUUCUUCCCCUGCGGCGUUGGAGUGGCCCUGCUGCUCAUCACCACCCGCCUGGUCACCUUCUUAAUGGCACAUCCGCUCUGGAAGAUGAAGAAAGUGGCGAGAUCUUACAAGGCCGCGCGAAUGAUGCUGUUGAGGCAUGAGAAUUAA